Molecule: messenger RNA, 3454 nt
Organism: Dalotia coriaria
Lineage: Eukaryota; Metazoa; Arthropoda; Insecta; Coleoptera; Staphylinidae
Exons: 9
Coding region: 127-3387 (1086 amino acids)
Biological process (GO): long-chain fatty acid metabolic process; fatty-acyl-CoA biosynthetic process
Molecular function (GO): long-chain fatty acid-CoA ligase activity
Source: RefSeq, a predicted model, not a curated record
GCCAGCGUCGUCAUGACCAACAAAUUGCAAUCAAACAAAAGACUUGUGAAUUUAUUUGACUGCUAUAAUGUAAAAUAUCCACCCAAUUAUUAAAAUCAAUCAACUAAUAAAAAUUACGUAAGAAUCAUGGAUGGAUACUUUGCUGAUCCAACCUACGAUGAGGAAACUAAAAUUCUUAGUGGGCCUGCGGAGAUUUACGUUCCUGAUCCAAAAGGUGUUGGACAUGCAUUUUAUACUCAAAUGAGACGUAAUCGACGAAAAACUGCACAGUAUCAUGUUGAAUCUGGAGUUAAAGAAUCUUUCGGCAGUAUGCUAACUCGAUCUAUCAAUACAUCAAUUGAAAUGCGCAACAGAGGAAUCGAACCCGGUGAUAUAAUCUCAAUCUGUGCUGGAAAUUCAAUGGAUAAUUACAUCCCUUUCGUCGCUGCGCAAAUGACCGGUGCAAUUGUAGCUUCGUUUGAUCCUACAAUCAGUUUAGUUGAUACAGUGCACCUCAUGAAGCAAGUGGAACCAAAGAUGAUUUUUGUUGAUCAAAAAAGUGAAAUGCUAAUUGAAAACGCAAUUCGCGAUGCAGAAAUCAAAUGUGAAAUGAUUGUAAUUGGUGAAAGUAAUAAAUACGACAUGUUUUCUGAUUUCUGCAGUGAGAAAGACAACAUAAAUGAAUAUGAACCACAUGCUGUGGAUGAUUUAAAGACCACAGCAGUUAUUCUCUUCAGUAGUGGUACCACUGGUCUUUCGAAAGGGAUAUCAAUUAAUCAUUAUGGAAUAUUUUAUCAAGGACACUUUUUUGUUUAUAGUGGAUGUGAUUUGGAUAGAUGUUUAACUUUUGCGACAACUUACUGGGUUUCGACGAUGGUUUUAAUAUCUGUUGAAAUGCUUUUUGGAAAAUGUAGAAUUGUUGUGGAGAAAUUUAAUCCGAAGGAUUUGUGGAAAAUUUUUGAUGAAGCUGGAGUUACUUUUAUAUUUAUGGCACCAUCUUCUGCGAUUAUGCUGUUAAAAACAGGCCGUCCUGAUGGUGUGGAUACAACUAGUUUAACGGAUGUGAUUGUUGGUGGUGGGCCACUAUCUGCAGAGAAUAAUCUUGCAUUGCGUGAUUUGUUACCCGGUACCAAUGUGCAAUUAAUUUAUGGUCAAUCCGAGGGAGCUGGUAUUGUUACAAUGUUUCGUAUCGGAGACCGCAGAGAUGUUUUACAAACGUUUAAUAAACCCACAUCUUCAGGGAGACCAAUUCUAGGUUUUUCUUAUAAAAUUGUGGAUCCAGAAACUGACGAAGUCUUAGGACCAAACCAAACCGGUGAGUUGCGCUUCACCUCACAAGGUAUGAUGAAUGGUUACUACGGACGUGAAUCCUCUGAAGCAUUCGACGAGGAUGGAUGGAUUCGAUCUGGAGAUAUUGCUUACUAUGAUGAGGAUUUCUGUUUCUUUAUUGUGGAUCGCAUCAAGGAAAUGUUAAAAUUUCAAAGUUUUCAUGUUCCACCAGCAAAAUUAGAAGGCAUCUUAAACUCCCAUCCGCAAGUGGCUACGUCAGUAGUGAUUGGUAUACCGGAUGAGCAGGAUGGUGAUCAUCCGAUGGGCUUGGUAAUCCUUCAGCCUGAUGCAACAGUUACAGAAGACGAAUUGGUUGAAUUUGUUGAGCAAAGAGUAGAUGAUAGAAAUCGUUUAAGAGCUGGCGUUCGUUUCUUUACUUCGUUUCCUUAUACUCCUUCGGGGAAAAUUAAAAAGAAUGUUUUGAAGGCAAUGAUUUUAGCUGGUGAAAUAAUUAUGGCUACUUCUACAAUUCACUAUAAUCCUGUGAAAAGAGUAAUAAAUGGAGGACACAAAUCUCAAGUUAAUUUGGAUAAUCGUGGUUGUGGGUGGCUUAUUUUUGAUUCUAUGAAGAAGUGGAGUGAAAAAGGAUAUAUUGCUCAAAUUGAAGAAUCAACUGCUUUUGAAGAUACUUUUAGUAGUCUUUUAACGCGAUGCAUAAGAACAGCAAUCUCUUUACAAAAUCUUAGUAUAAAAAAGGGUGAUAUUAUUGCAGUCUGUUCCAAUAAUCACCUCAACUCUGUUGUACCAUUGAUUGCUGGUUAUUUUAUCGGUGCUACAAUUGCUCCUACAGAUCCAUCUCUCUGUGUUGAUGAUACCAGAUAUUUAUUGAAUAUGGUUGAACCUAAAUUGGUUUUUGUGGCUAAAGAAUGUGAAGAAUUAAUUAGCAAAGCACUUAAAAACAGUGAUUUUGAUUGUGAGAUUAUAACUUUUCGAGCGGAUUCCGACAAGUUUAAAACCUUUGAUACCUUCUUGGAAAAGCAAGAUAACGAAGAAGUUUUCGAGCCAGUUGUUUGCGAAGAUUUGAAUGAAACUUGUUUGAUUUUGUUUAGCAGUGGCACAACAGGUUUACCAAAAGGAAUAUGCUUGAAUCAUAAAUUUGUAAUGAAUUUAGCGAACGGAAUGUCUACGAUAGAUACUGGUAACACAUUUCUUGGUUUUGCUUCUCUUUAUUGGAUUUCCACCAUAAUGAUCAUUUGCACUUGUCUUAUUUUUGGAUACAAACGAUUGUUAUGCCUUUCGUUUAAACCAGAAUUAAUUUGGGAUAUUAUUGAAAUGUAUAGAGUAAAUUUUGUUUUUAUUUCUCCUGUACAAGCAAUAAGAACAGUUCCGUAUUUAUCUGAAAAAGGAAAAAAUCUACAGUACAUGAUGAUUGCAGGAGGGUCAAUAUCACCACAAUACUUACAAGCCUUGCGAGAUUCUCUUCCAGAUACAAUGGUACUCAAUAGUUACGGCCAAACAGAAAUCGGUUGUAUAUCUGCACUCAAAGAAAAGAAUGAAAACUAUUACAAACUCGCAACUUGUGGACAACCAGUACCAGGACUCAAAUUAAAAAUUGUGGAUCCAGAUACCGAACUAGUGCUUGACUUAAACCAACAAGGCGAAAUUCGCAUCAAACCCUUGUGUCCCAUCAACGGCUAUUACAAACGAGACUCCUCUGACGUUUGGGACACCGAGGGAUACAUGAAGACCGGCGAUCUCGGUUACUUCGACGAUGACUUGUGCUUGUUCGUGACUGAUAGGGUCAAAGAGAUGUUCAAGUACAUGUCGUAUCACAUCGUGCCCUCCAAAUUGGAAAUGAUACUGCAGAGUCAUCCUGAGGUCGAGUUAGCUGUCGUUAUCGGUAUACCGCAUCCCACAGAAGAUAACCAUGCUUUAGGGAUUGUCACUUUACAAGCAGGAGGAGAUGUUUCUUCGGGCGAGUUAGAAAAGUAUGUCGAGGAUCGUGUCGAUGAAAGAAAUCAAUUAAGAGCUGGGGUAUUAAUUGUUGAUUCUGGUUCACUUCCGAUGACUCCAACAGGCAAAAUUAAACGCAAAGAAUUACGAGAUGCGUUGAUAAGAAUUCAACGUAUUCGUCCAUAGAUUGAAUUUAAAUAUAUUUUUAUUUUAUGAAUAUUCAUCAUUAAUAAAUCAUAAAUGUACUUUGAUU